Messenger RNA from Gorilla gorilla gorilla (western lowland gorilla), 3225 nucleotides. It is a transcript of the gene ZNF671, whose product is annotated as zinc finger protein 671. Gene Ontology annotation, molecular function: RNA polymerase II cis-regulatory region sequence-specific DNA binding; DNA-binding transcription factor activity. The coding region runs from base 1140 to 2513 and encodes 457 amino acids. Gene Ontology annotation, biological process: regulation of transcription by RNA polymerase II. The transcript is spliced from 4 exons. The record is from RefSeq and is a predicted model, not a curated record. Lineage: Eukaryota; Metazoa; Chordata; Mammalia; Primates; Hominidae.
GAUGUUCACCGUGUUGGCCCAGGUGGUCUUGAACUCCCGACCUCAACUGAUCCACCGGCCCCAGCCUUCCAAAGUGUUUGGAUUACAGUUGUGAGCCACUGCACUUGGCUUUGGUUUUAUUUUAUUUAUUUAUUUAUUUUUUGGAGACGAGUCUCGCUCUAUCACCCAGGCUGGAGUGCAGUGGUGCGAUCUUGGCUCACUGCAGCUUCUGCCUCCCAGAUUCAAAUGAUUCUCCUGCCUCAGUUUUCCCAGUAGCUGGGAUUACAGGCAUGCAUCACCAUGCCGGUCUCAAACUCGUGACCUCAGUUGAUCCACUCCCUUCGGCCUCCCAAAGUGCUGGGAUUACAAGAGUGAGCCACCAUGCCUUGGCCAGGUUUUGUUUUGUUUUGUUUUUUUGAGAUGGAGUCUUGCUCUUGUCACCCAGGCUGGAGUGCAGUGGCACGAUCUCCGCUCACUGCAACCUCUGUCGCCUGGGUUCAAGCAGUUCUCCUACCUCAGCCUCCCGAGUAGCUGGGAUUACAGGUGCCCACCACCACACCCAGCUAAUUUUUGCAUUUUUAGUAGAGACGGGGUUUCACCACGUUUCCUAGGCUGGAGUGCAGUGGCACAAUCUCGGCUCACCGCAACCUCUGCCUUCUGGGUUCAAGCAGUUCUCCUGUCUGCCUCCUGAGUAGCUGGAAUUACAGGCACCCGCCACCACGCCCAGCUAAUUUGUUUGUAUUUUUGGUAGAGACGGGGUUUCACGAUGUUGGCCAGGCUGGUCUCGAACUCCUGCCCUCAGGAGAUCCACCCGCCUUGGCCUCCCAAAGUGCUGGGAUUACAGGUGUGAGUCAUCAUGCUCGGCUGAGACCCCAUUUCAAAAAAAAAAAAGUUCACUACUUCUCCCAGUCUUGCCUAGUGUAGUAGAAGGAUCUCACGAAUCUAUCUGGCCAAAGAUUUAAGGUGCUUCUCUAAUCUUUGUGUUUGUCCAGAAUGCCGUCUCUGUUUUUGGUAACUCUCUGGAACUUAGGAUGUACUACAUUCUGUCAUUAUCCUGAGGCCAGAAGGGCUGUGUGGUCUUUGAGGAUGUGUUUGUAUACUUCUCUCGGGAAGAAUGGGAGCUUCUUGAUGAUGCUCAGAGACUUUUGUACCAUGAUGUGAUGCUGGAGAACUUUGCACUUUUAGCCUCACUGGGAAUUGCAUUUUCCAGAUCACGUGCAGUCAUGAAACUAGAGCGAGGAGAAGAGCCCUGGGUGUAUGACCAGGUGGAUAUGACUUCAGCCACAGAAAGAGAGGCCCAGAGGGGACUUAGACCUGGUUGUUGGCAUGGAGUGGAGGAUGAAGAGGUAUCUUCUGAGCAGAGCAUUUUUGUAGCAGGAGUGUCAGAGGUCAGGACUCUCGUGGCAGAGCUGGAGUCUCACCCAUGUGACAUAUGUGGCCCAAUAUUGAAAGAUACCUUACACCUGGCUAAAUACCAUGGGGGAAAAGCCAGGCAGAAACCAUACUUGUGUGGGGCAUGUGGAAAGCAAUUCUGGUUCAGUACAGACUUUGACCAGCACCAGAACCAGCCCAAUGGAGGGAAACUUUUCCCAAGGAAGGAGGGCAGAGACUCUGUGAAAAGCUGCAGAGUCCAUGUGCCAGAGAAGACCCUCACAUGUGGGAAAGGUAGGAGAGACUUUUCAGCCACAUCUGGCCUUCUUCAGCAUCAGGCCUCUCACAGCAGCAUGAAGCCCCACAAGAACACUAAGCUUGUGAGUGGCUUUCUCAUGGGACAGAGGUAUCACAGGUGUGGUGAAUGUGGGAAAGCCUUCACCCGCAAAGACACACUUGCUCGGCAUCAGAGAAUCCACACUGGAGAAAGGCCUUAUGAGUGUAACGAAUGUGGGAAAUUCUUCAGCCAAAGCUAUGACCUCUUUAAACACCAGACAGUUCACACUGGAGAAAGGCCAUACGAGUGCAGCGAAUGUGGGAAAUUCUUUAGACAAAUCUCCGGCCUGAUUGAGCACAGGCGAGUUCACACGGGUGAAAGACUCUAUCAGUGUGGCAAAUGUGGGAAAUUUUUUAGCAGUAAGUCUAAUCUCAUUCGACACCAGGAAGUUCACACAGGAGCCAGGCCUUAUGUAUGCAGCGAAUGUGGGAAAGAGUUCAGUCGGAAACACACACUUGUUCUGCACCAACGAACUCACACUGGAGAAAGGCCUUAUGAGUGCAGUGAAUGUGGGAAGGCCUUUAGCCAAAGCUCCCACCUUAAUGUACACUGGAGAAUUCACAGCAGUGAUUAUGAGUGUAGCAGAUGUGGUAAAGCUUUCAGCUGCAUCUCCAAACUCAUUCAGCACCAGAAAGUUCACUCUGGAGAAAAGCCUUAUGAGUGCAGCAAGUGCGGGAAAGCCUUCACUCAAAGACCCAACCUCAUCAGGCACUGGAAAGUCCACACUGGGGAAAGGCCUUAUGUGUGUAGUGAGUGCGGGAGAGAAUUCAUCCGGAAACAGACACUUGUUCUGCACCAGAGGGUUCAUGCUGGAGAAAAGCUUUAAGAGUGUAGCAAAUGUUGGGGAAAGUCUUAGGCCAAUGCCCCCGACUUACUGUAUGGUGGGGAACUAGCAGUAGUUAAUGAGUGCAGCAGAUGCAGGAAAGCCUUCCCCUGGAGGCUGAACCUUACCCGCCAUUGGGAAUUUCACACCGGACACAGGCCUUAGCAGUCCAAGCAAUGUGCUGUCUCUGUUCAGCCCAACAGCUCACCCUAGAGUGGAACUCUGGGAGCAGCCAUUGGGAGGGAACCAUCAGUAAGAAGUGAAACUUCAUAGAUAUGGACAUUCCCACUGGGGAGAUUCCCUGUGAGUGCCAAGUAUGUGAGAUGCUUUCAGCAGCUGUGUUGCACUUUUUAAAUGGCUACUGGCCUUUGCUGGGGCAGGAGCCAUCUCCUCCUACCAUCUGGCAGAAUCAUACUGCGUUUACCAUUUACCCCAGCAUGCUCUUCUCUCCCCAGUCCCUAAAAGGUGUUGUGAGUGGUCUCACAGCCCACUAGGGGUCUUAAUUUCCUCUCUUUUGAUGUAAAUGGCAUGGAAAUAAUCAGCUUUGUUCAAGAGGACACAGAAGGAUUCUGCAAAUAGCCUGCAGAGACUUACCUGUGUUGAUUGGUUUCAUAUGAUGCUCGUUAUGGAUAUAUCCAAUAUCCAAGUCACCCAGCUCUGGAACUGCCUGCUUCACAUUGCUCAUGAUAAUAAAGGCCUGUUCUUUAAGCCACCA